UACUAUAGGCGGGCGGAUUUAGACUUUCGCGCCCGGGAAAACUACAUUAACUGGGGUUUAGUUUAUUUAACCUUUUCCCAUGAAGAAACCCUGAUUAAUUUUCUGUAUUAUAUUUUCUCAUGACAAGAUGCGAAUUACAUGGAAUAGUAUUUAAAGCAAUGAAAAUCGUGACCCUGAUUGGAAAAAUAAAAUAAAUAAAUUUGAGCUGCCUGCUAUGUAGGAUUUGAUACUGCAAACGAACAAAAUCAAAGAAUCCUGGUCGGCUCUCGAAGGUGAUGGCAUUAGCUUUGGAUGAUUUGGACAGUCAUCUUGAUUUUUGUAAAAUUCCAGUCAUAGAUUUGCGAUAUUUGUCUCAAGAUGAAAUCAACUGUGCGGCACAAUGUUCAGAUGAGUAUUUGGACCUGCGGGUUGAUGAUAUUGUGGUCCCCAAGAUAGACAGGUCUAUUUUUAAUGAGAGUGCUGGUAGUCGGAAGCAAACUUAUUCAAGGUUGCGUCUAUCUCAGAGAAGAAAGCAGCAACUUGGUGGCGUUACAAGACGGAGAGCUGGGCUUCUCAGUGUGUCAAGACCCUCAAUUGGAGGUGGAAGGAACCAUGAAGGCGCAUCUGAUCUAAACGAUAAUAAUCAUAUUCUGCAGCUGCUGAGGCAGUUGUUUAUGAAAGGAGAACGUUCUUCUGUAUGUAAAAUUACUGGAGACAGAAACCAAAAAGAUGCAUUGGCUUUGCAGUCAACCCAUCUUCCUUCUCUUAACUCAGCAAGUGCCAGCAAUCCCUCUUCAAAUAGUACCCUUGACCAUGAUUCUGAUGUCAUAUGCCCACCCAAAGUAGAGGACAGUUUACAGCUGAUUGAAAGCAACAAUGUCAUUCAGGAUAUGCAGAUUGAGAGUUCCAUUGAAAAGAUAGAAGAUAAAAUCUGUGAUGAAGCUAGUGUUAUUUCGGAUGCAAAGAUGCAGCAGGCAUCGAUGACAACGUUUCUGGACAUGGACAGGAAUAAGAUUACACUGGAUGAAAGCUUGGAUAGACCGAAAAAGAAGCUGAGAACAAAAGAGGAUGCGAGAAGGAAGGGACAGCAUGUUAAUGCACAAGAAAAACUUGUGCUCAAAAUACCAGGGGAUACACAGAAUACUUCUAUGAAAAACUGCAGCUCCAUUACAACCAUUUGGAAUGCAGGAGCUGAGAAUGACAAAACAGCAGAUGCUACCACUGAUACCAUUAAAACAGUUGUCAGAUAUAUACAGGAUGAAACUACAAGUAACUGCUCACAGAGUGACCAAAUGUCAGCAGAUAUGAAUAAGACUGUGACACAAAAUUCUGCUUGUACUGGUGACAUUAAGCCUUUGGGUAUGCGAGAACCAUUUGUGCCUCAACUGAAGAGAAGAUUUCGAACUUUAGAAACAGAAGCAGAUCUACAAGUGUAUUUUGAGAAAUUGGGUGGGGAAUGGGCUUCCAAAAGAAAGAAACGUAAGAUUGUGGAAGCUGAAGACUUUGUUCAAGGGUUCCCUAAAGGUUGGAAGCUUCUAUUAGGUGUUAGAAAGAAAGACAGUCGUUUCAUAAUUGAAUGUCGCAAAUAUAUAAGCCCAGAUGGUCAGCAAUUAGCUUCAUGUCGUGAAGUUUCUGCAUACAUGCUUUCGAAUAAUGGACAGUGCCCUGCUGUUGUACCUUCAGAAACACCCUCUUGCCACUCUGCAAAAAAUGUACAUGAUUACGCGAUAACGACAUCUAGCAUGCCUUGUAACUCAGUGGACCCAGUGGACUCUGGUGGAGGAUGUUUCGAACAUUACUCUCCAGGGUUAAAUGACAUCGCCUUUGAUGAUGAGCAUAAAGAGACAUCAGAAAAAAAUGCUUCAAAUUUAACACUAGGAAUGGUUCAAAACAAAUCUAGCAAGGAUCAUGAUGUACCAACCCAAAAUAUGCCUGUCAAAUGUUCAAAGUGCAACAUAAACUUCAGUAACAUGAGCACUUUAACUGCACAUAUGGCUGUUCAUCAUGGACAAAAAGAAAAGAAAACACGCUCUGCUAAGUCCAGCAUUUCUGACGGGGUAAUCAUGGUAGAUGGUAAAUAUGAAUGUCAGAUAUGUCAUAAAGUUUUCAAUGAGCGUCAUCGUUACACUGGUCAUGUUGGUAUUCACGUGAGAAAUGCAAAAAGGCCUCAAGAUUUAUUGGGUGAAAUUUCCAAUGCAGCAGGCAAAUCAGAUCCUAAUCUUCAUGAUACCUGUGACAAUAAGUCUGCAAAGGAUAUCAACCAUGAUUCCUCUGUGAUUUCAGUUUCCAAACAUUGCAAUCAGGAGGAAAAGGCAGAUACUGAUCUUCAUGAUAUGUGUGAUGAUAGCUUUACUGAGCACGCUAAUCUUGAUACAACCAUGACUGAAGUUUCAAAUGACUGUAAUCAGCAGGAGCAAAAUGCAAAUUCUAAUCUUCUUGACAUCUGUGGUACUAAGUUUACAGAGGACACAAAUCUUGAUGGUUGUGUAGCUACAAUUGCCGAAUGCUGUAAUCAGCAGGAGCAAAAUACAGACUCUAACAUUCAUGAUAUCUGUGAUAAUAAGCAUACAGAGGAUCCCAAUCAUGAUGCUAAUGUGACUUCAGUUUCCGAACACUGUAAUCUGCAAGAGCAAAAUGCAGAUCCUAAUCUUCAUGUCAUCUGUGAUAACAAGUGUCCAGAGGAGGCCAAUCUUGAUGAUACAGUAAUUUCCACUUUCCAACAAUGUAGUAAGCAAGAUCAAAAUACAGAUUUAUUUUUGAAAGCAAUCCCUGAAUCGUCAUCACCCUCAGGAAACAAUGACUUUUCAUCUUCCCAUGAAGGACAAUUAUUCAGUGCAUUUGAUGCAGCAUCAGUAAAGGAUGAGCUUGAUUAUAAAUCUGCAGACCAUAAAAUUGACAGCUUAACAAGCUUUGAACAGUUUGAGAUGGAGUAUAUGCCGAAGUUCUCAUUUGAAACAAGCCAAGGAACAAACAGUCCAAUCAAUGAGCCAAUGGACUUGGGCUUAGAUUCUUCUGUUUUGCAGCAGGAAAUGGAGCCCCCAGGUCAAUUUGAGUGGGAAGAGGUAUUGGCCAAGAUUGAAAACAGUAAUCAGCAUUUUGUUUGUGUAUGGUGUAACCAAGAGUUCAGCCAUGAUGGACUUGACAGUGAUCUGCAAGCAGAUUCUGUAGGCUUCAUUUGCCCAAACUGCAAGGUUAAGAUUGGACAAGUUCAUAUUUGACAUGCUACUGAGUAGCAAAUAUUCAAUUUGCAAUGGAAUAAAGUGAUCUAUAUAUUAUAUGACCCAUUGCUCGCUUUUUUGAACAAAUAUGUGACAAUUCUUUAUUGAUCGUGAAGAUAUUAUUAAAAUUUUGAAGAAAUCUUCUGUUGUAGGGCAACUUCUAUCUGCAGAUUCAAAAUCAUAAUUUUGUGGAGGUCUGAGUGCUAUGUUUACACGAACUUGGUUGUCAUUGUCGAACUUCACAACACACUCCCUUUUUCCUCAAAUUUGGAAAUGCUGUAUGACGAACUUGGAACUUUUGUUUUGGCUUAAGCCUAAAGUGGACUAGUUCUGCAUUAAAACCCUCAUCUUGGGCAAGUUACACCAUUUUCUGUUUGAGAGAGUUCCUGAUAUAUCAUAUCAUUUUUCUCUUCGUUGGAUAUGUUCUCCAUGUUCAUGGAUUUUAGAAUCCCUGUUCAAGUUUCAGUAAAAUUGUGGUUCAUUCUAUCA
Messenger RNA from Cryptomeria japonica (Japanese cedar), 3686 nucleotides. RefSeq lists its product as uncharacterized. Bases 276 to 3197 code for a protein of 973 amino acids. Gene Ontology annotation, molecular function: DNA binding. Lineage: Eukaryota; Viridiplantae; Streptophyta; Pinopsida; Cupressales; Cupressaceae. The record is from RefSeq and is a predicted model, not a curated record. The transcript has 5 exons.